Paramuricea clavata is the source of this 15201-nucleotide messenger RNA. The record is from the annotation of a GenBank genome assembly. Lineage: Eukaryota; Metazoa; Cnidaria; Anthozoa; Malacalcyonacea; Plexauridae.
CAGGAAUCCAACUUUGGUUCGCAUGCACUCAACCUUAUACGCCCAAACCACAUAUUUAAAUGCCAAUGUAAACAAUUUCUCCGAAACUUAUAUAUUGCACUUUUUCCCACCAUAUAGUCUAAAAGGCUCGCUCAAUCCAUCAAAAAGACACCGAGAUCGUGUCAAUGUUGAAUUGGACAACCUCGCAAAACUGCUGCCUUUUGCACCCGAGGUCAUCGCGAAGCUUGACAAACUUUCUGUGCUGCGUUUGAGUGCCAGCUAUCUAAGAACGAAGAACUUCUUUAAAGGUAUGUUAAACUCGUAAAGCUGUAAAUUGCAGCCUUUUGAGCGCAAUGAGCUCUUUGUAUAUCUGGACUCUGGAGUAAGAAACGUCCGUCAUUCGGCCAAUGAGAAAAGUGAAGCUAAGAUUUUGAAAUCUUGGAAAUUCGCAAUUCCCCCUUAUUACGUUUUCGUGGCGCUUUGUAUUGUGGUUAUAGUGGUAUCACUGAUAAAGAUAGCGGCCUCGAAUGAAAAUGUUGAAUGUUUUCUCGAAUAUUUUGCUGUUGGCUGUCGCGCACCUGACCCUAGCUUUUUUAAAAGUUCUUGCACGGGUCAGGACAAAAAAUAAGCCAUCUUGAAUAUCAGUGAUACCACUAUAACCACAAUGCGAAGCGCUACGAAAACGUAAUAAGGAGAAUCUAGUAUUGACAUCCAAUGCAUAUGAAGGUCAUAGUUUGUAUACUAGUUUUCCCAGCUAAAAAUCCAGUUUUUCCCACCGAUCGUGUCGCUGAUAAAGAUAUCAGUUUACUAAACCGUAGCAUUAUUCUUUAAUAAGGUAUGGUCGUUUUAUUAUUGUGAGCCAUUACGGUGCACUGUAAAGAGCUUACAUUGCUUAUAGUGCUGUUUUGUUAACAGUACAGUACCUAAGGUGGGAGUAUCGCAUUUGCUGACAACAUUUCAGUUGCUAAUUAAUAUUUUUUCCCAAAAUUGUUGGCGGGGGGAUGUUAAGGUUAAAAUAAUUUCCGGACAUACCAUUUUUCACAAUAAACUUUCAAUUUAAUGUACCGUAAUUUGUUAAAUUUUUCAGUAACAUUUUCGUAAAGUUAUCAACAUUUUUGCUAUAAUGCUUGCGAUUUUACUCUGAGUGUAUAUCCACACCGGGGAAGCUCGAAAAUAUGCCUAUCCACGGUGGGAAUCGAACCUACGACCUUUGGAGUAAUAAUUUUUGCUAUAACUAUUACCCUUUAAUCAGAGUCUACGAAAACAAUUUGCCGUUGAAUCCCGUUAUUUGCCGUCAAGAUGUUUUCAGGGGGUGUCACACCCCACACACACGCCUAUAGCGACGGCCCUGUUCCUUGCAGUUUCCCGCUAACCGCGCAGACAAAAAAUUAGGAAGGGUUUAAAGUUAUCAUUCCUAGUAUUUUAUAAUCAUUCCUUGCUUUCCAGGUCUGAAUGUUGGUUCGAAAGACAAAACAUCAGAUUCAUCUGUGCUAGAUGACUUUGAAAAGACUGGAGCAAUAAGUGAAUUGUUGUUAGAGGUACGUGCCAAGAUUGGCUUCAGAAUAUAACGGAAAACUCUACACUUAUCAUCAAGGUCAUCCAAAAAAAAAACUGGACACUAUUUGAUUUCAUGUAACGUAAAAGCUAUAAAAGCUAUCGCAAUGAAAUAAAUAUCAUUGCAUUCAGAAAGGACUAACUUAGAUUUUGAUAUAUAGCACUUGAAUUUACAUGCAAUAUUGACUGCGCUAUUGAUGUUUGAACGUUGAACUACUGUUUUUGAAAAUGCCAAAAAUUUAGCAUAAAACAACCUUAUAAUUACCGAUGUAGUUAUACUUGUUAAAUAAUAAAUAUUUUUAUUUUGGUUGUAUCCCGCUCAAUAUUGCAUGCAAAUGUUAUAUAUCAUUUUCCGUGUUGAUAUACAGUUAUAUCAACACGAGUGGAAAUUGGGAAAACGAGAAAUUGUGUGGAAACAUGACGCCCAAAGGGCGGAGUGUUUUCACACAAUUUCGAGUUUUCCCAAUUUCCACGAGUGUUGAUACAACUAUAUACCAAAACGGAAAAAAUGUUUUAUAUUUGUUUUAUAAUAUAGCACAAAGAAAUAUAAAUAAAGAAAUUUUCCGACGUUUCCGUGUUGACAUUGAGUUAUAUCAACACGGCUCGUAGCCAAUCAGCGUUCAGAAUUUACAAAUGCUAUAUUUUAAAUCAAAAUCUAGAUCAGUCCUUUCUGAAUGCAAUGAUCUUUAUUUCAUUGCGAUAGCUUUUAUUACUUUCACGUUGCAUGAAAUCAAACAGGGUCCAGUUUUUGGGACACCCGGUAUAUAUAGCGGAAACCGGUAAACUUAUGACAAUACUCUGACUUAUGUAUUUCAUGUUAGGCACUGGAUGGAUUCUUGAUGGUGUUGACUCAAGAUGGUGAAGUAUUUUAUGCCUCGGAAACUAUUAGUGAUUUCUUGGGAGUGUCACAGGUAAUCAUUUAAUACUGAUCUAAACUCUUACUCUAGCUGCAUCAAUUCUAAACUGUCCUUCCUUGAGGUUACAGUAAGGAUCACCUCUUCUUUGUCCAAUGUUACUGCAGAAGGAAAACUAAACUAACUUUAUUUAUACUGGAUAGCUCUAUCAGUGUUAAACUGUUUUCCCUAGAGGUCUAGCCUGCGAACAGGCUCUCAAGCUGAAUUGAGAGCCUGCAUCGAUGACUAAUGAAUUUGAAUAUCUGCCCCGUAACGUUCGUUUUUCCAAAUAUGGAAUGUCUAUCCUUAUAUGGUGUUGUUUACAACUUUCGUGCAAACUAAAUUUAGACCGUGCAAACUAAAUUUAGACCGUGCAAACUAAAUUUAGACCGUACAGUUUAUACUAUUUUUCGAAAUAUAAGAUAUUCAAGCAAAAGUUUAAAUGUUUUAAAUACUGUUUUCUCAAAACAGAACAUUUUGUGCUUUGAGAUAAGAUGGCCAAGACCAAUUUGAUCAGUUAAUGUGUUUUUAUGCAUAGUGCUUCAGCAGUUGACAUACAUAGAGCUCAGCGGAAACAUAUAAAUUAUAGCAUCUGACCAAUGAGAAUUUCGCGUCACGAUUUGAGACGCAGAUAUUCAAAUUCAUUAGUCAUCGAUGCAGGCUCUCAAUUCAGCUUGAGAGCCUGUUCGCAGGCUACUAGAGGUCCAGUAAGACUGUAAGAGUCGUCCCUUAUUGUCCAGUAUUAUUUCAGGAUGAAACCUAAACUAAACUAACUUUAUUUAUACUGGAUAGCUCUAAACUGUUCUCUCUAGAGAUCCAGUAGGGAGCCGUUUUAUAACGAAUCUCAUUGUCAUAUUUAUGUAUUUUCAGGCAAGCGUGAUUCACCAAGAUUUCUUGAGAUUUGUUCAUGUCGACGAUCAACAAAUGCUCGAGAACAACCUCAAGUUGGUUCCCAGUCCUCCAGAGCAGGUACGCGAAAUAUUCAAACUGUACUCCACGAUGGGUCAAGCGUAAAUAAUGGUGCCUAAGUUGCAAUGAAAUUAUUUUAAACUCUACGUUUGUCAUGUUUAGAAAAUCCGAGAGAUUAUUGACGAUGAUGAUGAACCUCCUGCCGAAACCAGUGACAACGGUGCGUUCUUAUUAGAGCUGCGCGGUUCUGAAUUUUUCGGUUAACCGCACAGCUGUAUAGUUGGCUUAUCUAUCCAUAUAUGCACGAUCAGAAAUUGCGACCACAAAUUGACAAUUCCCAUUAUAGACUAAUUUUAAAACUAGGCAAGGAGAUGCAAAUAAAUCACCACAGCUAGAAAGAGCAUACUAAAAUGAGUAAAAUGGCAAAGUUUGGUUGCGAAAUGUUGUAAAAUGCGGAAAAUAUGGCCUUGCAAAGUUUGCAAAUUUUGUAUACUUUUGAAAGUAUUGCGUGCGGAAUUGCUACCAUUUUCGGCCCAAAUGUGGUAGCAAUUUCCGCACGCAAUACAAAAGUAUACAAAAUUUGCAUACUUUGCAAGGCUAUAUUUUUCGCAUUUUACAACAUUUCGCAACCAAACUUUGCAAUUUUACUCAUUUUAGUAUGCUCGUUCUAACUGUGGUGAUUUAUGUGCAUCACCUUGCCUAGUUUUAAAAUGAGUCUAUAAUGGGAAUUGUCUAUUGAGAACUAAGAUAUACCUGUAAAAUGGCUGUAUGUGGCCAAGUGUAUAAUCCACGUUAAUAAAUUUUUGAAUUGUUUGAAUAUGAAAAAGAUAAACUAUCUACACUGGACCCUCAAGUUUGAGAUAUCUUUUUUAGGUAGUUCAGACAUGAACCACGGCAGAAUGUAGAGUACUGCCUGCACUGGACCUCCACGUUUGAGGAUAAACAUUAAUAUUCAUUGUUUUUUGUAGGAAAAGAAGUUAACAAAGAGCGGUCUUUUGUUUGUCGUUUUAAAUGUGUCUUGAACACAAACGCUGGAUUUUUCAAGGUAAUACCAAGUAAUACUAUAUUUCUAUUGGCAGGGCCGCAUAGAGAAAUUUGGGGGCCCAGGGCAAAUUUAAUAUUUGGGAUGGGUCCUAGUGAUUUCCUAUCGUCAAAGAUUCUUGAAGUUAUGUAUUUUUUUAGAGAUUGAUUUCCAUAUUGUUGAACAUUUAGGACAAUUGGCAAGAUUAUUUCCUACGGUUUUGAAUGUUUAUAUAACAUUUGCAAUGCGUAUUCUGUACUGAAAUAGUUCAGAGGGUCUGGUGGCAUUCUCCCCUGGGAAAAAUUUGAAACAUCUAGAGUCCCUAGAAUAGCAAUUCCUGCAUUCUGGGAGAAUAUUUAACUGUGGUUUCGAUGCAUAUUUUACUUUAUCCUUAUCUGGGCCCCCUUUCCUUUUGCCCUUCCCCCUCUGCGCUGCCCUGUAUAUUGGUCUGUUUUAGUAAAACCUUACAAAAUUAUUGAGCUAACAUCUGAACUUGGAGCCAGCCCCUUAGAAUAUUGAGGUAGGGUCACUUGAUGGCUUCCUAAUUUCUGCAGCUGGCUGAAAUUCUCCUGUGCUUAAAUGCACCUAUAUAGAACAACACCUAGUGCAGUCGUGGACUAUUACAUAUAAUGGAAACAAUAGCCCUUCUUGAACAGUGUUUACUCAUUCGGUUGACCAUCUUCUGUUUCACGUUUGCUUAGUAAAUACGUGAAACUGUUACUACUUAAUAGGUCGUCUAACCACUAGACAUUGACUAUCAUUUUUAUUUCUAGCCAUUUAAGUGUCAUGGUCGACUACGGGAAGUAGAUGUCCCUGACGAGUCGUGUCCACAUUUUGCAUUAUUUCUGAUCUGUUCACCUUUGGAAGUGACGUCGACCUCGAUUGUUGAAGUGCGUAUGAAAUCCAUGUUGUUUUGUACGAAAAAUAAACUGGAUUUAUCAUUUUUGGAUAUUGAUCAAAAGUAAGAUUUUUAACAUUUAACCUUGGAUUUGGAUAGACAGUAGUCUACAGUGCUAUGUAAACUCCGGGUUUUUCACCUACGGCUCCGGCCAAAAAAAACUCCGGCUCCAGCAGAAAAUUUCCAGCUCCGGCAAAUUCGCGGAAAUUGGAAAUUUAAUGGAAAUUUCACAUUUCAAAGUGGAAGCAUUAUCUUUGUUUUUUAUUUUAACACUUCACAUGAACAUUUUGUACUAUGUUUGUGGCAAGCCUACGCAGUAUCAAUGUGAGUAUUUACUUUUUCGUCGAUGGGUUCAGAUUUUUUCGCCGAUGUCCGACAGUAGUUUGCAGCACGAAUAAGUGCUGCCAAAGCAAUCUCGUUCCCCGAGCCUGCGAUCCUCGGGAAGGAAUCAUGGGAUAAUCCGUUACCGGAAGCCAAGAAUCCUGGCUAAGAUUGAACUACGCAUUCCAUUUCAAUGGCCAAUCAGAUUCCUCCCUGAAACGGAUUAUCCCAGAGCCUCGCGUUCCUUCCCGAGGAUUGCAGGCUCGGGGAACGAGAUUGCUGCCAAAGUUGAACAGACUCCAGCAAAAUAGGCCAAAACUCCGGCGCACAGCAAUAAUAGUCUACGAACCGUUCUUUUUUGCUAAAAUAAUAUAUUUUUCAGGUUGUUGUAUCUCGUUCAAUUCGCAGCUGUUCAGGCAAUAGUCUAGUCUACCACCCUUACCGGUCAAUACUAGUACACUCCCCCCUUUCAUGCCGUGUUUAACGCUACAUUACGCAUCUUUUCCAGGGGGAGGCAGAUUGUUGGUUAUACGAAGAAAGAUAUUUCGGCUCAGUCAAGUUACUGUAUGAUGCAUUAUGAUGAUAUUCCGAUCCUUCGAGGAAUGCAUCAGAGCCGUAAGUGGAUUUUUUUUUUCCCUACGAAUUGUUAAAUUUUUCCAAAAGAAAAGACCUUUGCUAUAAGUGGGUUUCAGUUAGCGUAACGGAGUCUUCUUCAGAAAUAUUCACGCUUGACAGAAUGUUGGGCAAGCAAAUUAAAAUAUAUCUGUCUAGUCUAUUCCUUUGCCUUCAAAUACAAGCCUUCAGCUCAUAAUGAAAACAACUAACAUUAUUUUUUUCCGGUCCGUAAUCCCAGGUCCGUAACGUAAAUGGAGCCUUCUGAUUGGUUGACGAGAGGUCCUUAUCACACAAUACGGACCUCUCGCGUUUCGCGCCAAAACAAACCGAGAAGUGAAGACAAUUUUCAAACUGAAAAAAAUAAUUUAAAAGUUGAAAAACCCUCCUUAUCGAUACUAAAGAUAGAAAAAUAAGGUGAACUGACUUCGAUGGAUUUAGUGUCAAGCCCAAUUUAGUAUCACCCUGUCGACUUUCCCCGUGGGAGGAAACCGGAGCGCCCAGAGAAAACCCACAAGUUUUGGUAGAGCGUUGACAGACUUGCGUUGUUCGUCACAGAACCCACGAUCUCAGAGGUGAAGGACGAUUUCAUCACCGAAGCUCCUGUAUUCAGUGAAUUUUACUAUAUACCAGUUGCAAUGUCUUGUGUUGAAUAAUACUUUCUAUAUGUUUUCUAGUUAUGGCAACUGGCAAAUGUGAAGGCGUAUUUCGUUGGUUAAAUAAGCAACAUAAAUGGCAAUGGUUGAGUGGUAGUGGACAAGUUAUUUUCAAGAACAACCGACCUGACUUUGUUAUUACAACUAACAAACCCCUAACGUGAGUUGUUUGCUCUUGUGAAUUUCCAGUGGAAACAGUUUAGAACUGAUAAAGCUAGCUGUCCGGUAUAAGUAAAGUUAGUUUAGUUUAGGUUUUCUUCUGCAUUACAGGGAUGGCCCUUCACUGGAUGUCUAGGGAGAACAGUUUAGAAGGUUUAAUUUAGGUUUCAUCCUGUAGUAACACUGGGAAAUUAUGGAUGACACUUACUAGAGAGAACAGUGGAGAAAAUAAUAGAGUGAACUUGAAAGAUGUACUUGAAAGAGCGCUGCACCGGAAUCGCAGGGCUGCAGGUUUGAUUCCUGCCAGAGGACCUAGUGUUGCAUUUUUCACAACCGCUCCUGGUUAGGUCUUAAAUUGUCCACACUUGCAGGGUUCGUAGCGGUCGUUGAAAUCCUUGAAGGUCUUUAAAUUUGAAUGCAGGUCUUUAAGGUCUUUGAAAAGUCUUUGAAUUGUGUGAAAAAGCGAAGAAAGUCUUUUGAGUAUUUGAUUAUACGAUUUCCUAGCUAAUAAAAUAAAUUGAUUGAAGCAAGAUUUUCGCAAAUAUCGACGAAAAGGCGCAUGUUAGGAUGUGAUUUGACAGGACUAAUUACCCGGGUGAAAAUGGUGCUCACACUCGCAAUUUUUCGAUAGCUAAUUGCUCUUAAAGGUCUUUGAAAAGUCUUUGAAAAUAGGCAGAAAAAAUCUUUGAAAGUCUUUGAAUUUUUUUGGUCUUGGAGACUACGAACCCUGACUUGGAUUAUGGACCAAACCCAGCAUUGAAGAACUAAUAGGCCUUAAUCUUUCCAGUAUCAAUGAUAGUUCAAGAAUAUUGAAAUAAGUUUUAUUAAGCAACACAUGACCUCAAAGAUUCUUGACGAUGAAAAAUCUCUAAGUCCCAAAAGGUAUAAUGUUGCCGGUCCCCAAAAGGUUUGUGGCCCGCCCCCUGUUUCCAGCCCUGGUGAUAAUCUAGAGGGGACCAGUUAGAGGUAUCCAUUAUAAAUAAAGUUUAGUUUAGUUUCAAGCAACAAACUCUACUUUCACAGCGAUGAAGAAGGGGAAGAAGAAGUGAGAAGACGAGAACGAGAUUUAGGAAUCAUACCAACAUCGCCAGCCUCGUUACUAAGUCAUCUACAGAUCGCAUCGCCAUUACCCUCCAGUAGUCGUGUGGGUAGUCCUGAUGAUUUACCUCAACCACAGAUGCCUCAAUAUACACCAGGUACAUUUGUUUUAAAUCCCGUACAGACGAGCAGUUUUUCAUUGACAGGUAUUCCUUGACAAAUUUUGUUUGCUCGUGUUUAAGGCAAAUAAUGGACCAUUCUCCAAUUAACCAAAAUUUUGAACUCAACAAUUCUAGACAAAAAUUUCAUCACAGCUUGAAAGAGCAUCACAAAAUUAGUAAUAUUCCAAAGUUUCGUUGCAAAACGUUGUAAAAUGCGGAUAAUAUAGCCUUGCGAAGUUUGCAAUUUUCAGUCAUUUUAGAUUACAAACGGGAAAUGGUUACCACUUCUGUGCGUAAUACAAAAUGACCGAAAAUUACAAACUUCGCAAGGCUAUAUUAUCCGCAUUUUACAACAUUUUGCCACGAAACUUUGGAAUAUUACUAAUUUUGUGAUGCUCUUUCAAGCUGUGAUGUAAUUUUUGUUUAGGCUAGUUAAGAUCAAAAUUUUGGAAAAGUGGUAACCAUUUCCCGUUUGUAAUCAAAAAUGACUGAAAAUUACAAACUUCACAAGGCUAUAUUAUCCGCAUUUUACAACAUUUCGCAACGAAACUUUGGAAUAUUACUAAUUUUGUGAUGCUCUUUCAUGCUAUGAUGGAAUUUUGUCUAGACUUGUUGAGAUCAAAAUUUUGGUUAAUUGGGGAAUGGUCCAUUGACAAUUUUUCUUUGUCAAGAAGCCUUGUUCCAAAUUCCAGCUUUUGAACAAGGAAACAUUAUAUUGUUCGUCUGUACGGCCGACAAGGAAAACUUGUCAAGUGCACAAGAAAUACUUCUAUGUUUUUGGCAAACAAAAGGCGGCCUAGACGUGAGAUAAAUGUUUAACAACAUUUCGUCAAGGAAACUUGUCAGAGAAAAAAAAUGUUUUUGUACAGGCUUAAAUCCUUGGACUUUGAUAAAAGACGGUUACAGACGAACAAGUGUUGUAGGACAAGUUUUCGUAUAACAAGUUUUAUUUGCAUAUCCGCAUUGGCAACUUUGCUAAAGUUUUUUUUCUGUGAGAAGUACACUUGUUUAAUUAAAAGCUAACAGACCAGCUGAGACACCUAGAAAUAUUAUACAGUGUGUGUAAAAAAAAGGUAAUCGAACUUCAGCGCGCUAUUGCAAUUGAAUUACUCUGCGUAUGAACGAGAUUUUUUCAUAUUCGGAAAGAUCAGGCUUUUAGCUGUUGCAUGAUACGUUCUUCAUCCCAAAUGGAUAAAAAAUGAGCGAAUACGAAUCCGAUAAAAAUUGUUAGUCAGAAUCGCAUAUUUUCACCGUUGAGAGUUGGGUCUAAAACCAUUGAAAAUUAACCCCCUCUGGGACUUAAGUUGAUGAAUUUCACUUCAAUAAACUACGCACAUAUUCAUAAUUAUUAUUAAGUAGGAAUAAAUCUUAGCUAAGCUAUGACAAGUUCGUGAUUAAUUGCUUUUUCUUUUGUUAUGCACUGAAUUGGGCACAGAGGUGAAAAUAUGCAAUUCUGACUAACAUUUUUUAUCGGACUCGUACUUGCUUAUUUUCUCUCCACUUGGCAUGAAAAACAUGUCAUUUAUAGCUAUAAGCCUGAUCUUGCCGAAAAUAAAAAAAGUUUGUUCAUACGCCGAGUAAUUCACGUACAAUAGCGCGCUGAAGUUCGAUUACCUUUUUUUAUACACACUGUAUAUAUACAGUCAACAUGGGGAAUGUAAUCUUCAUAUACGGUGAGCUCAAGAUAUGCGGAUUAUGGGAAGAUCUAGGCUGACAGCCAGAAUAACAGUAUUACUUUGCUACGGCAGUAUUGUAGCCAAAUAGAGUUCUAUCAUACACUAACUAUAUAUUCCCUUUCAGGUCCCAAUGUUUCCCCAUCCUUAGUCAGUCCUAAUCACUCGACUACCUCUUGUACUUCUGAACCAUUUUCCGCCGAGGAUCUUCCUUCGGAUCUCAAUCCUGACUUUUUAUUCGAGGCAAGCGACAGUACCUGGGAUUUACGAGGUUUGUAUCUCGUUUCUGUUUUCAGUACGAUUUCAUAGUCCCCGACGUUGACACACACGCAAAAACCUCACAUCUUGUGUUGUAUUCGCAUUGCUUGUCUCAAGUUGUCAACAAGUUUGGAACAAGCUGUUAACAACUUGUAACAGUCUUGUUGAUAUUAUCAGACUUGUUGCAAGAUUGUUCCAACAAGUCCGAUACAGUCAUGAUAUAACAAUAUUGAUACAACAUUGUGUCGUCAAUCUUUUGUAACAUUCUUGUUAUAUCAUGACUGUAUCAGACUUGUUAGAACAAACUUGUAGCAAGUCUGAUAAUGCCAUCAAGCUUGUUACAAGUUGUGAACAGGUUGUUCCAAACUUGUUACAAUAACUGGGAACAAGUUGUGGACAGAUUUGUAAUAACUUGUUUGCAAACCUGUAACAACUUGUGCGUUUUUACGUGUGUAGUCCAAGCUUGUUAUUAUUGGCCAGCAAUGCUGUUCCAACAACUUGUCAACAGGAUGUGUUCGCAAUGCUUGUUCCCAGCUUAAUGACAACUUGCUACAAGGUUGUCCGAGCUCCGCAGACUUGUAACAAGUUGUUCCAACAACUUUUUAUCGUCCUGCAAUUCAACGAUUUGUCAACAAGUGGUGAGUGACAGCCUUGUAACAACUUGAUAAAAUAACAGUAUUGUUACAACUCGUUGACAAGCUUUCUACAAGCCUGUUGCGAACACAUCUUGUUGACAAGGUUAAGGAUAGGUUUAUGAUUGGGUUCACAGUAUUGUUACAACUCGUUGACAAGCUUUCUACAAGCCUGUUGCGAACACAUCUUGUUGACAAGGUUAAGGAUAGGUUUAUGAUUGGGUUCAAGAUCAAAGAGAAACAUAUUGGUGCAUGAAACAUGGAGAUAUAACCUUCACCGCCUGCCAUGCUAAAAGACAACAUGGAUGGGCAAAUGUGCAAUAAACAGUAUUUAUUGUUCAGUGUGACUAUAUCAACAAUAUCAACUUGGAUUUUAAUCAUUUCAAAGGCCCGUUUACACUUGCGAUUUUUGCUGCGAGUUCUUGUGCGGUUUUCUCCUUCUGAUGGAUGUGAACGAGUAAAUGAGUUACGGAAUGUUCGGAGUACAUGUACCCUCAUCUGAACAUUCAUAACUUAUCCACUCGUUCACAUCCGUCAGAAGAAGAAAAUCGCAACCUAAAAUUGCAGCAAAGGUGAAAUUAUAAUCUGACAUCUACAUAUUGUGGGAGUGUGAACUCCGGAUGCGGAGGUGAAAGGUGCCAAUCUUAUAUAUUGCGUGUCUGGUUCAUUCAAGAUUAUAUAUUGAUUGUCUGGUUCAUUCAAGGGAAAGAAUCAUUCUAGAUUAACUUUGUUUUUCAGCUUCACUAUCCGACCUGGACAGUAUCGGCAAAGGUGACUUGAUGAGUGAUCUGCUUGAAUUAGACGUAAAUGAUCUGAACCUGGAUCCACUGACUGAGAGCAAUACUGUACCCUUGACACAUGCGUCUGAUUCCUCCUACCCUUCGUCGGAGAUUUCGCCUAACCCCCCUAUGUCACAACCUGGUGCGUGGAUGCCACGUGAUCAGGGUAUGACGUCACAGUACCCUCAACUCCAACCAGUUUCAAGCUCGGGCAUGGGGGCGUCAACAUAUACUAGCUAUGGUACGCCGCGUAUUUCUUCCACCGGAACAAUGCAACCCCCGGGCAUUGGUAGUACCGGAAUUAUGUUUCCUCAAGGGGUACCGCCGGGUACAGUGUCCUCUCAAGGUGUACGACCGGGUAUUGUACCCUCUCGAAAUAUGCCACGAAAUGGAAUUCCUAUGAAUGGCCAGUUUGUAAAUGUAGCAGAUCCAUCGGGUUACCAUGCAACGAUGACGCAAUCACAACCGCUGCCACCACGUGGCAACGUAGGCUCAACUCAAGCUGGAUUACUCAAGCUUCAAACGCAACCAAUGCUAAACCGUUCUUACAUAAAAACUGAACCAGUACGUUCCGCUGGGUAUUAUUGCAAUUCUGUAGGCAUGGACUCUGUUCUGUCAGGGGGGAUGACCAACGGUCCACAUUUCCCGGGGGUGUCGGCGCCAAGUAAUACAUAUAGGUAUCAAAAUAAACUGAGUCAUGUAGGGCUUCCUCAAUGGACGACAGCGCCCCCAAGUCCAUACUCAUCAGGGUCUUCGUCUACGAGUUCCUACGAUGCAUUACACGGACAGUUCUCGCCCACCGAUAUGCUGACGUCACCAUUCGCUUCACCACGUGACGACAACGACUAUAACCGUGGUAACGGGCCGCCGUACGUGAAUGGUGGACCUCCUCAACGUUCCUUCGCACGUCCCCAACCAAGUUUCCCUCAAGCGUUUGUCGAUAUACCGGAGAUCGCGCCGAUGGGCAUGGUCGAGGAACUAGUUCCGCGUAUGCAUCACACAUCACCCCUCGCGUCUCGGACCUCUGCGGGACUUACGCACUUGUGAUUGGAUGAAUCUGUCCAUAUGACUUCAAGCACAAGCACGUAUCGUGUCGACCGUCGUGAAUUGUCGGAUUCUAAUCUGACACAGAGAACGGUUAAUGCGCGCGUUACUGAAUUUCAUCGACGAGACUUUGUUGAGUUGACAGUUCAUAUGUUAUGGGUGAAAGCCGCCGUCAUGUGUUGAGUUUGAGUCGAAGAGAAAGGAAUUCUUUUUGGCCGUCCUAAAAGACCUAAGUCUUGCCUUGCACAAGAAAUGGGACUGGGUAUCGGCAUUGGGAAAGUUUUAACCUUUUUUGUAAGAUUACUACAUUUGCAUUUUAGACUUCUAACUAAAGCAUGUUGUAGGGAACAUGCUAAGCUAACUGGUGAAUAAGCCUAAAAUAGUACAAAACUUUUCGAUUGAUACAGUAAAAUCCCGCAUCAAAGAACCAUUAUUUUUUAUGUCAGGCUGAAGUAGUUCUUACGUAGCAGGUGAGAAUUCAGGCCGAAUUGGUUCUGAACUGGUCCUUAUUUCUAGUCAAAAUCUAUUGUUCCUUGUUUAGUGUUUAAAAUUAUGUGUGUCCCUAAUUAAUGAUUUGUACAACAGAUUAUGUUUUUGCAUUUAGAAGGUUUUUUUAAGAAACAAGUCUCGUUUGUUAGUCUAAAGAGGUUCUUGCAUUUUUGGUGCUUAAUAAUUGCCUGCGAUUCUUAACCAAAUGGUUCUUUUAUGCGAACUUUUACCGUGGCCUGUAACAUGAUAGAUUAAAUAUUUCUAGAGAUAUUAGCCGAGGAUAUUUCUCCAUCGCUUAUUCACCGGUCAUGCAAAGCGCGCUACGUACAAAACCCCGUCCUCGUUACCAUCUUUUGUAACUAAGGCUUGAUACACUCUUUUGCUCAGCCUUGGCUAUAGAGCUCUCGUUAUUGAGAUAUCGGCUUUAAGGGCCUUUAUCAUGUUACUGGUGACCUAAUUGUAUAAAGGUCUUUAUAUUGUCUAAUAUAACUGCAUGAUUUAGUAUUGUGUACAUCUGUAACAUGAGAUCUCAAAUCACGAAAACGAGGCUCUAAUAGCCACGGCUGAGUGGCUCCCAGCAGAGAUUUGUGACGUAAUUAUGAAAAUGUGGGUUCAAGCGUCGAACUUUUCAUGUUCCGUACAAUAAGUUUCGAUCAUUUAGAGUAGGUUCGGUACAUGAUGAGUACGACGUUUUUUUAACUACACACGUAAAAACGAACAAGUUGUUGCAAAUCUGUUCACAAGUUGUCGACAGGUCAUGUUGGCACUACUUGUUCCCACUUGUAACAAGUUUGGAACGAGCUGUUGACAACUUGUAACAAACUUGAUGGCAUUAUCAGACUUGUUACAAGGUUGUUCUAACAAGUCUGAUACAGUCAUUAUAUAAGAAGAAAGUUACAAGGUUGACGACACAAAGUUGUAACAAUAUUGUUAUAUCAUGACUGUAUCGGACUUGUUGGAACAACCUUGCAACAAGUCUGAUAAUAUCAACAAGGUUGUUACAACUUGGACAAGCAGUGCGAACACAACUUGUUGACGGCUUGUUGGCAGACUCGCUACAAGAUGCGAGUUUUUUGCGUGUGUAGACCUAAAACCAGUUUCCCACUACACAUGUAAAAAUCUCACACAGCAUGUCAACAAAAUAUGCUUGUUCCCAGCAUGACAAGUCUGGAACAAGUUGUUAUCAUCUUGUAACAAGGUUGAUCAGGCCAACAGAUUCGCAACAACUUGUUCCAACAAGUCUGAUAUCGUAUGCACGUAAAAGGUUUCAACGAGUUUGUGACAACAAGCUCGUAGCAACCUGUCACGAACAGCCUGGUAUUAGUCUUGUUGGAACAACUUGUAGCAAGUCUGUUAACGUCAUCAACCUUGUAACAAGGUGAUAACAACUUGUUCCAGACUUGUCACAACAACUGGGAACAAGCAUAGCUGAUAUCGGCUUGACAACAACCUUGUUACAACUUGUGUAACGACGUGUGUGUUUUUACGUGUGUAGGCGAAUCGCAGAUGAACAAUCGCAGAUAAAAACAUUUGACGAGCUUUUGAAGUGCGUUUUUGUGUUUGUAAUAUUUGGAUCAUUCUGAGAAGAAAUGCGAUACAUCUUUAUAGUAAAAUCCAGAUCUUGAUCAACUUUUUCACUUUCAGAAUUUCCGUAUAUGAUGUUAUUCGCUGAUGGAUUGAAAAUGAGCUUAUUUUGUUUUUUGACAUCAUCGUUUUUUGAAACAGUGACAAAGUUGAUCAAGAUGAGGUUUUUUACUAUAAAGAUAUACUGCAUUUCUUCUUAAAAUGACCCAAAUAUUACACACCAAAAAUCGUAUUUGAAACCCAACAUUGAAGUUUCGUCGUUAGAGUAGUAGUUUUUUUAACAGAAUAGACAGAAUAUUUUUAUCUGCUAGUAUUCGUUAUCGUUGGUUGCAAAAGAUGGUAAAUAGUUUGGGUCAUGUAAAUAGAAAUGAUUUCGACAACUUUUGCACUCGCUGUUUUGGACAUGCACGAGGGAUAUUCUGCACGCAUCAUGAAUAAACUAUUUUUGCCCGUGUGUGUUUUAGAGGAAUUGCCAGCAAGUGGGGUUCUUCGAGAUUAUUACAGUUUAAGUGAAAUAAAGAAUAAUAUAUUUUGAUCUUAU